CGCCACAAAACUGAAUAGGACCACGGAAAAUGCAGCGAAACAAGGAAGCAAGCGAAGAAACGAUCCAAGUCGCCAUGGGAGGCAGCUUCCUCUGACUGUGAUCAAAGAAAAAUCAAGGACGCGGCAUGGAUCAGCCUCCUAUAAGUUGAGCCCAGUGCCGUUCGUUGCGAACCGUGCACAAUCACAGAAGCUUGAUUCGAUCGAAAGCGAUGGCGAUCGGUGCACUGGAGGAGCUGCUCUACGUGCUGGGAGGCCUGGUGGCCCUGUGGUUCGCCUGGCGGGCGCUGGAGUGGGGCUGGCUCAGCCCGCAGAGGCUAGGCCGGGCCCUGAGGGCCCAGGGCCUCCACGGCACCGCAUACCGCUUCCCGGCCGGCGACCUGAAGGAGGAGGCGCGUCUCCGCGCUGCGGAACGAACCAAGCCGAUGCCUCUGUUGUCGCAUGGCAUCAGCGCUCGCGUAGAGCCACUCGUCCACAACACCGUCAAGGAACAUGGUAAAAUCUCGAUGGUAUGGGACGGUCCGACACCGAGAGUGAUCAUCAGUGAUCCCAAGCUGGUCCGGGAAGUCCUAUCGAACAAGUUCGGGCACUUCAGAAAAUCCGAGCUGCCCUCCAACUUCAUCAAGCUGAUCGGCAAGGGGCUGGCGAGCCACGAAGGCGAGAAAUGGGUCUUUCAUCGCAAGAUCAUCAACCAGGCUUUCCAUCUCGAGAAGUUGAAGAAAAUGCUGCCGGCUAUCACUGCCUGCACGAGUGAGCUGAUAGGCAGAUGGGAGGACUCGAUGGGGUCUGGCAAGGCGCAGGAGAUAGAUGUCUGGCCGGAGCUGCGAGACCUUACCGGCGACGCCAUCUCCCGCGCGGCGUUUGGCAGCAGCUUAAGUGAAGGGAGAAGGAUUUUCCGGAUACAAUCGGAGCAAAUUCAGCUAGCAAAUCACAUGACAAACCUGUACAUCCCGGGUUACACCUUCCUACCGACCAAACUCAACAGAAGGAUAAAAGCAAAUGCACGAGAGGUCGAAGCGCUCCUGAAAGGCAUCAUCACCAAGAGGGAGAGGGCCAUGAAGAACGGUCAUGCCGAUGACAGCGACAUGCUAGGCUUGCUAAUGCAGUCCAAUAUCAAAGAGAGCCAGGAAAGUGGAAGCUCCAAACAAAUGAUGACCAUGGACGACAUAAUUGGCGAGCUGAAGCUGUUCUACUUCGCCGGAAUGGAAACGACUUCUGUUCUGCUCACAUGGACAAUGGUGGUGCUGAGCAUGCAUCCCGAGUGGCAGGACCGUGCGAGGGAGGAGGUCCUGCGUGUUUUCGGGAAGAAACAGCCGGAUCUUGACGGUGCAAAUCAGCUGAAAAUCGUGACCACGGUGCUAUACGAGGUUCUUAGGCUGUACCCACCGAUCACAUUGAUUGAACGGCAAACAUACAAGGAGAUGGAGCUGGGAGGGAUCGAGUACCCACCUGGAGUGAAACUCUUGCUACCAAUCGUGACCAUUCACCACGACCCAGAUCUGUGGGGAGAAGACGCCGACGAGUUCAGGCCGGAGAGGUUCGCGGAGGGGAUCUCCAAGGCAUCCAAGGACGCGCCGGCGUUCAUCCCGUUCGGCUGGGGACCACGGAUAUGCAUCGGCCAGAACUUCGCCCUGCUCGAAGCCAAGAUAGCACUGAGCAUGAUCCUGCAACGCUUCUCGUUUGGGCUCUCACCGUCCUACACGCAUGCGCCGUUCCCCGUCUCUACGCUGCAGCCGGAUCACGGGGCAGAGAUUAUGCUCAAGAAACUCUAAUCGUUUUACUUGCAUUGACAUAUAUGAUCAUCGUAUCGUGUGAUAUGGACGUUUAUCGCUCUGCUGGAGAUAAAUAAGACACCAGAGAAUAAUACUA
Phragmites australis (common reed) is the source of this 1866-nucleotide messenger RNA. RefSeq names its product cytochrome P450 CYP72A616-like. The record is from RefSeq and is a predicted model, not a curated record. NCBI's taxonomy places the organism in Eukaryota, Viridiplantae, Streptophyta, Magnoliopsida, Poales, Poaceae. The transcript is spliced from 5 exons. Bases 210 to 1769 code for a protein of 519 amino acids. Gene Ontology annotation, molecular function: oxidoreductase activity, acting on paired donors, with incorporation or reduction of molecular oxygen; monooxygenase activity; heme binding.